AUGGACCCAGUCAAGGACAGCAUCAAAGGGGAAGGUCCCCCGAACAGAUGUCAGCCAGGGCACCCUGCCCUAGCUCUACCUGGGCUCGCAUGGACCCAGUCAAGGACAGCAUCAAAGGGGAAGGUCCCCCGAACAGAUGUCAGCCCAGGGCACCCUGCCCUAGCUCUACCUGGGCUCGCAUGGACCCAGCUACGGAUAGCAUCGGCAGCAUCAGCUGGAACGGCUCACUCCCACAGCAUCACAAACAAAUCACUCACAAGCAUCACAACACUGGAAGUCAUCCCCACAGGAAAUCACUCCCCACAGCAUCACAACGCUGGAAAUCACUCCCCACAGCAUCAGGAAAUCACUCCCCACAGCAUCACAAAAUCACACAGCAUCACUGGAAAUCACUCCCCAGCAUCAAACACUGGAAAUCACUCCACAGCAUCACAGGAAAUCUGCAUCAAAACACUGGAAAUCACUCCUCACAGCAUCACAACACUGGAAGUCACUCCCCACAGCAUUACAACACUAGAAAUCACUCCCCACAGCAUCACAACGCUGGAAAUCACUCCCCACAGCAUCACAACACUGGAAAUCACUCCUCACAGCAUCACAUCGCUGGAAAUCACUCCCCACAGCAUCACAACACUGGAAAUCACUCAUCAACCACUCCCACAAUCAACACUGAAAUCACUCCAACAGCAUCAAACACCGGAAAUCACUCCUCAGCACAGCAGGAAGUCACUCCCACACAGCAUGGAAUCACUCCCAGCAUCACAACGCUGGAAAUCACACAGCAUCCCAAAAUCACGCAUCACAAAAUCACUCCCCACAGCAUGGAAAUCACUGGCAUCAGCUGGAAAUCACUCCCCACAGCAUUGCACUCACACUGGAAAUCACUCACAGCGGAAAUCACUCCCAACAGCAUUCACCCUCAGAGCAUCACGACGCUGGAAAUCACUCCCCACAGCGCACAACUCACUCCCCACAGCAUCAUGGAAAUCACUCCCCACAGCAGCUGGAAAUGCAACAGCAUUCCACCGCUGCCACCAUUAUACACAUGUAGCGAUCCAGUCGGCCGAGGAAUCACACUGA
Penaeus vannamei (Pacific white shrimp) is the source of this 1080-nucleotide messenger RNA. The record is from RefSeq and is a predicted model, not a curated record. NCBI's taxonomy places the organism in Eukaryota, Metazoa, Arthropoda, Malacostraca, Decapoda, Penaeidae.